CUCGUCAGUGUCGUUCAUUCAAUGCGCAUGGCAACUUUCUUUGACCGCUAGUGCGCAUGCGUUACUUGUGUCAAGCGGUGACGCUCUCUCCGGCAUAACCCUACUUUUGAUUUAUCGAAAAAAUAUUUUAAUAAUACACAAAAAUGGCCGUGUCCGUGUUACAAUUAGCUGGUUUAGCGUGUAUUGCGUAUUUAGUGUUGAAAAUAGUGAGAAGUGUUUUGAAAACAUUGUAUACUUAUGCUAUCGGACCUGCUUUGUUUAAAUUGGAUUUCAAAUCGAAAGGGAAAUGGGCUCUGGUGACUGGAUGCACCGACGGCAUCGGCAAGGAGUACGCAAGACAGUUGGCCGCUCGUGGAUGCGACAUUGUUCUAGUCAGCCGUUCAAUUGAUAAACUGAAGGCAACAGCGCAGGAAAUAGAAAAAGAAUUCAACGUAUCUACAAAGAUCAUUCAGGUGGACUUUUGUGGCGGUGAUGAGAUCUACUCGACCAUUGAGAAAGAGAUAGCCGGCCUGGAGAUCGGUACACUCGUGAACAAUGUCGGCGUGUCCUACUCUUAUCCUGAAUACUUCCUUGAUAUACCUGAUGGUGACAAUCUCAUCCAAACCCUACUGAAAGCCAACGUGGUAUCAGUGACUCGUAUGACCAGGCUGGUGCUCCCACAAAUGGUGCAGAGGAAGAAGGGAGUUCUCAUCAAUAUUGGAUCCUUGUCGACUGAUAUACCCUGCCCCAUGCUUAGCGUUUAUGCAGCUACAAAGGCGUACGUCGACAAAUUCACCGAAGGCCUCGAAAUGGAGUAUGGCAAGAAAGGCAUCAUUAUCCAAUGCGUUUUACCCGGUUUUGUCUGCUCUAAUAUGUCUGGUAUCCGCAAGAGCACACUUCUAGCUCCUUCUGCUAAAGUCUUCGUGAACUCUGCCAUUGAUCUCGUCGGCAUCGCCAGGAAGACUACUGGCUACUUCCCUCACGUCAUUUUCGGCAAUGUUCUAAUGUCCAUCCAGGGCAUGUGCUAUAGUUUCUGCGUCUGGUUGGUCACCAGGUCCAUGGAAAACAGCCGUCUGAAGAGCCUUAAGAAGUACAAGAAACAGAAAGGAAAAAUGGAAGCGUGAUAAUUUUUCAAGUGUUACUGUAACACAUAUUUUGUUCAAUUUUGAUAAGUACAAAGAUUAAUUUUAUUUUUUCAACCUAUUUAUUUUAAUAAACGUUUGUUACCAAAUCACGUACUUCAUUUUGACAGCGUUCAGUAAAUAGUUUGCACUACUAAACCAGAGAGAAGAGAGAGAUCAGCUGUCAAACUAUUUCUUCGUUUUAACACGUUUUAAGCCCGCAACAAUGUCGAAAUCCGAUGUGUCGUUCAUAAAAUAGUCAAACCAAAGAAAUCUUUAUGUUUACAAAAACAGUACAAACAAAAUUAAAAUCCUAUGAAAAUGGUAGGGUACUACGGUACUAUGUUUUGCGCCAGGGGCUAAACUAUGGCUAGAAAACAUAGUGACUGCGGACUAAGUUUUAACCUUAAUCAGCUUCUGAUGGUAAUCGGUUCUGUUGUGAUCCUAGCGCUACUCUUCUUGGUCGUCUGUCACAUAACAAGUGGAAGGUGAAGAAAUGGGGAAAAAUAAAGGCUGCUACACUGUCGAUGUACUGCAAGUGCUCUUAAUUGCUUUCGCAUUCGUUACACUACUGAUUGUCAUGAGUUGGAUGUGCAAAUAUUUUCAAGGCACCUAAGUUCUUAGUGCAGAAGUGGAGUGUGCAAAUCUUCAACAUGGCUUGCGGCCCACAAGUUAACUUGAACAACUUGCUGACAGUGGUCGGCUCACUAGUUGUUUUAGUAUUUUUAUUCAUUUUCAUAUGCAGUAUCUUUAGCAAUAAGUGCUCGUGUUAAUCAUGAAGGACACGUGUAAAUAUUAUCAAAAGCUUGAUUUGGAGCAAAUUAUAAUUGUAGCCUUUGCGUUUGUUAUGUGGCUCAUUGUAAUGAGAUUUAUGUGCAAGUACUUGGAGAGUCUACCACCGUAAAUUUUGACGUCACCAAGCAAGAUUCGAAUUCAAGCAAGAAUUUAAGCUAUUAAUAAAAGUAUUAUCAGGAAUGAAAUGUAAACAAUGUGAACAAAUUGUGACAAUAUCUCAUCGAGUGACGUUAGUAAAUGCAAGCAAGACUCGGCUUCAGCAUAGAAUUGACCAGUAGCUAAUCGUGCAAACAAGAAAAUGCUACAAACAAGAAUACAACUGUAAACAAGAACAUCGUUUACUGUGAAAAUGGGCGUAACUAUGAUCAC
Helicoverpa armigera (cotton bollworm) is the source of this 2264-nucleotide messenger RNA. It is a transcript of the gene spidey, whose product is annotated as very-long-chain 3-oxoacyl-CoA reductase. Bases 144 to 1103 code for a protein of 319 amino acids. Gene Ontology annotation, molecular function: oxidoreductase activity. Gene Ontology annotation, cellular component: endoplasmic reticulum. The transcript is spliced from 7 exons. NCBI's taxonomy places the organism in Eukaryota, Metazoa, Arthropoda, Insecta, Lepidoptera, Noctuidae. The record is from RefSeq and is a predicted model, not a curated record.